Neltuma alba is the source of this 1608-nucleotide messenger RNA. Its product is annotated as UPF0496 protein At2g18630-like. The record is from RefSeq and is a predicted model, not a curated record. Bases 284 to 1417 code for a protein of 377 amino acids. NCBI's taxonomy places the organism in Eukaryota, Viridiplantae, Streptophyta, Magnoliopsida, Fabales, Fabaceae. The transcript has 2 exons.
UUCCCAGUUUGCUGUCCCCACUCUCCACUUUAAUACCAAUUCUCAAUCGGGAUUUUAUACUACCCCCUCUUUGACUCUCUUCCUUAGCAUUGGCUUCCCAAUCGGCUGCUUCGAUUUAAGCAUCAAGUCCCCGAUUAUCUUGAUUUCUCCGUAAUUGGGGAUUUUCUUUCAUCUCGGAUUCCCACCGAAGUGGCUACUUGGCCUCGCUACCGCUGUUUUACUUCGAUUCGCGGCUGUGAAAUCUCAUCUUAAUUCCAGCUCCCUAUUCGCACCAAAAUUCGUUAUGAUGGGAGGGCAGUCCAGCAAGACGAGUAAGGCUGAUGUGCCUUUGGCUGUCAGAUUGGGUACCAAUUCCCAGUUCGCAGCUGACUUGAAGUCGUACGAAACUGCAUGUGUGGCCGACCCGAACUUACAAUCCUUCGACGCCUCCAUUCAAGAGCGAACUAACAGGGUGAUCAACUCACUUGCCAAUGGGGUUCAGGUUCGCUCCUUAUCUCUUGAUUCUCUGAGAGAAGUGACUGAUACUCUGCUAGAAAAUCACGAGGAAGUGGUCAGAAUCUUUCUGGCAUGCAAGAACGAUAUAAUGAAGAACGAAGACCUAUCCUCCUUGGUUGACGAGUUUUUUGAAAAUAGCCUCUUGACAUUGGAUUUCUGUAAUGAACUUCAUCAGUGCUUGAGACGGGCACGUGAUAACCAGGUAAUAAUUAAGUCAGCGCUCAACCAUUUUGCGGUAGAGGGCGAAAAUGGAGUGGAAGGGGCGAGGUAUGUAGAAACGUUGCAGCAACUGAAGAAAUUUACCGACGCUGGAGACCCCUUCACGCAAGAGUUUUACUUGUUGUUUGAGUCGGUUUAUGCUAAGCAGGUAUCAAUGUUGGAGAAACUGCAAGCCAGAAAGAGGAAGCUUGAUAAGAAACUGAAAUCCCUCAAGGCAUGGAGGAGGGUGGCAAAUGCCAUUUUUUUGACCGCAUUUGUUUCUGUGUUGAUUUUCUCGGUGGUGGCAGCUGUUGUUGUUGCACCACCUAUAGUAGCGGCUUUAGCUGGCGCAUUGACUGUUCCAAUAGGCUCAGUAGGAAAAUGGUGUAAUUCACUAUUUCAGGGAUAUGAGAAAGCCGUGAAAAGCCAAAGGGAAGUGCUUAGCUCAAUGGAGUUUCGUACCUAUAUCACAUUACAGGACUUGGAUAGCAUUCGAUCCCUGGUCAACAAAUUGGAAAUAAAGAUUGGGUCAAUGUUGCAUAAUGCUGAUUUUGCUCUCAAGGAUGAGGAUGCUAUGGAGCUUGCACUCGAUGAGAUCAAGAAGCAGAUGGAACAUUUUUCCGAGAGUAUUGAGACUUUGAAUGAGCAUGCUGAUAGAUGUAGUCGGGAGAUAAGGAAAGCUAGGACAGUGAUUAUACAUAAGAUAAUCAAACCUCCACGUUGAUAGUUCUUUGCUGUGUCUAGUGAUGGCUUUUAAUUUUUAGCUUACUAUUCUGGACCAUUUAAGACUUGCUGAUUAAACACCUGGAUUAUUCAUUGGGGUGCGUCAAAAGAAAUACAGGGAUGGUACUUGUGUAUAACAUUUCUGUGCUUGAUGUGUAUGGAUCUCUUAAAGAUAUAUAUAUUAUAUACAUA